CGUCAUUCUGGAAAUCGAGUAGCUAGUGUUGUUGCUGCCAUAUUAGUCUGGUUGUCAAACGUUGGUAUACUUUUGUAUUAACGUUAACGAAUGAUGGCGACUCAAUAAGAAUAUUAAAGGAGUUCUUGCUUUUAUGAUACGGCGACAUAAAAGGUUAAGGGAGAGCAUAGACCUAAUAUUGCUGUGGAUGGCACAAACUCUUGUGACCUGAAAGAAUGAGUCACAAAUGGGUUUCAAAUACCUGGGUGAAAGUAAGCAGAACAUUUCAUUCUUGGCAGACACAUGCCCACAAGUCAGCAGCAUCACUUCCCUUGUCUGAUACCUCUCACUGCAGGUUUCAUGUACAACAACCUUAUUGCUACAAGGUAAGCUAUCUCAGCUGGAGGCACAUCUACCACCUGAGGAUCACGGGGCGUAAGGGAUGGCUCUGUAAAGCUAACCAGGUUAGACAAAGGCUUGGACUCCACACCAGCACCCUGUAUUUGAACACUUCAGCGUCACGUUGGUCUGCUGGUCUGAGCCAACACAUGUCGCGGGUCAGGAACACACUGAACACAGUUUCUAAAGCUGUGAGUGGGACACAUACAGAACUUCUCUCUAAAAUCGCCAGACUCAAGCCUAAUGCUUUAAAAGGCGGGAAAAAGGCUGAGGCAAGUGUUGAGUUAGCGCCAAAAGCAGAGGAGAGUGCAGUCACGCCUACUCCUGCUCCCACUAAUGCUGCGCCUUCUUCUACAUCUACUACACCCAAACCUAUAUGUAUCUCAUCUUCUGUCAGUCCUAUUCCUACUUCUGCUGCUACAUGUGAAGCAAGUGCCACUACCUCCACUCAUCCUCACAAUUCUACCCAAGUGACUGUCACUGCCACAAUUCUGACUGUGCGCGAACUUAGGGAGAAAACCCUGAGGCGUGUUGUUCCCGCUGUCAAAGCCAGUUCUGCCAGGAAGCAAGAGGAGCUUAAACCUUCACUGAGUGAUACUGACAGCAAGAGCACAACUUUAACGCCACAAACUACAGCACUUUUCCAUCCCAGCACCUUUUCAGUCAGCCUGGAUGAGACUUACAACUACCUGGCCCAUCACAUCAACUCAUACUUUGGCAGCAGUACAAAGACUCAGGACAAGAAAGUGGACAAUGUUGACCAUUCUUCUGCUUCGUCUCAGGGUCAACAAACUAGUGACUUCAUGCCGGUGUCGGAUAAAACCAUCUCUGCUGCUCCAGUUACCACACCCUCUACCAAGAAGGGUUUAGGACAUUACCUGUCCUACUCCGCUCCCACUGUACAAGCCUUUGUAGGAAGCUACAUUGCUCCCCUGGUCCCAAAGUUUAGGACAGCAGAGUCCAAAAGUGCUACAGUGGAGGAAAAGAAGACUGAGGAUGCACCAGUCAAACAAAUUGAGCCCACAAUUAAUAAAGAGCAGAAGGCUGCAGAGGAAAAAGCCAAGAAACUACUGCUUCAAAGGGAGAAGAUCAUUGCCAGGGUGAGUGUGGACAAUCGAACUCGGGGUCUGGUUCAGGCUCUGCACAGAGCAUCAGAUGUAAGGGUUUACAUCAACAGGGUGGAGGACCUCAGCUACCAUCUCCUGGAGUUUCCAGAGACUAGUGGUGUUGCAGUCAAGGAGCAGGUUAUCCCUUGCCUGCUGCGUCUGAAACAGGCCAGUGACCCAGGCCUGAGGGCGGCCGUUAGAGAAGCCCUCGCUCUGGUGGGCUACCAUAAUCCUGUGAAAGGCCGUGGCAUACGGAUCCUGUCCAUAGAUGGAGGAGGGUUAAGGGGGCUUGUUGCACUUCAGACGUUACACAAGCUGGAAGCCCUGACCGGCAAACCCAUUUACAAACAGUUUGAUUAUAUUUGUGGUGUCAGCACAGGUGCUAUUUUAGGGUUCAUGCUAGGUGCGUUCCAAAUCCCACUGAACGAGUGUGAUGAUCUUUACCGGAAGUUGGGUUCAGAUGUCUUCAAGCAAAACUUCAUUGUUGGCACUGUGAAGAUGGGCUGGAGCCAUGCUUUCUAUGACAGUGAAGCCUGGGAGAAGAUCCUCAGAGAGAAAAUGGGCUCUCACCUUCUGGUGGAAACUUCAAGAAACCCUGAAUGCCCCAAGGUGGCAGCGGUGAGCACCAUUGUGAACCGGGGCACUCCUCUUAAGGCCUAUGUGUUCAGGAACUACAACCUGCUGCCAGGGGUGCGCUCUCACUACCUGGGGGGCUGCCAGCACCAGCUUUGGCAGGCCAUCCGUGCCACAUCAGCAGCCCCUGGGUAUUUCCAGGAGUUCACUUUGGGAAAUGAUCUGCACCAGGACGGGGGUCUGCUGAUUAACAACCCCACAGCACUGGCUAUCCAUGAGUGUAAGUGUUUGUGGCCCAACACGCCCCUGGAGUGUGUGGUCUCACUCGGCACGGGCCGCUUUGAAACUCCUGGCAAGAACAGCACCACCUACACGAGCCUCAAAACCAAACUCACCAAUGUCAUCAGCAGCGCCACAGACACUGAGGAGGUUCACGCCAUGCUUGACGCCUUUCUCCCUCCCGGCACUUAUUUCCGCUUCAACCCCUACAUGAGCGAAGAUAUCCCCAUCGAUGAGAACCGGUACGAGAAGCUCAACUUGCUGCAGGCUGAGGGCAUCCGUUAUCUGGAGAGAAACGAGGAGAAGCUGAAGAAGGUCGCCCGCAUCCUCACCCGAGAGAAAAGCUCCGUCCAGAGGAUGGCGGAUUGGGCCAGGCUCAGAGCUGACAUGUAUAACAUGUCCUUUAAGUCCUAUAAGCUCUAGAUCACACACAAGCCAUCUUUACCUCCCAUGGAAACACUUCCUUAAUUCUAAAUUGCCUAGGAUUGUGUGUCAUAGUUGUUUCCUUCUUGACCUGUAUUGUAGCUCUGGUUGUCAUUGUGGUUGUCAUUCAAAGAUGUGUCAAAUGACAUUUGGGUUUGGGAACUCCCUUAACAGGGAUUCACUGUCCACUUGCUAGCAAAUGCGGCUUGUAUACUUAAAAGAAAAGCAUUUUGGGAAAUAGGCUUAUUUGCUUUCUUGACAAAAGUUAGAUCAAAAGAUCAAUACCUUGUAAUUCUGUAUGGUAAAUAUGAAGAUAGUUAGCAGGUGGUUAGCUUAGAUAAGCAUAAAGACUGAAAACGGGGUAAUGGCUAGCCUAGCUCUGUUCAAAAGUAACAAAAUUCAGCUCCCUAGCUGUUUCCCAUUUCCAGACUUUGUGCUAAACUAAGCUAACCAGCUGCUGGCUCUAGCUACGUUUUACCACAGAUAUUAGAGUAAGGUGUCGAUGGUAUGGUAUGUCAUCUAACUGUCAAGAAAGCAAAUGGACAUAUUUCCUAAAAUGUCAAACUAUUCCUUUCAAAUCAGAAUACUGUAAAAUUCUACAGUAGCCAGUAACAGACAGAUUUACCAAGUGAGCACUUUUUAACCACUUGGUUUCCUUUUUAAAGAUUUGUUAUGACAACUAUAUAUCCUCACAAACCUGUGUUUGAGCUUUCAGAGAAAACAUGUAGAUGGGAUAUACGUGUUAUUGAAAUGCAGUAUUUGUUAAACUAAGCACUGUAAAACACCCUUGUCAUGUAAUGACAGAAGAAAAUCCUUUUUUUUUUUUUAUUUAAACAGUCUAAUCAAGGUCAAUUUAAACACUAAAUCAAGUGAAAUUUCUCAGAUAUAAUGACUAUAUUUUUACAAAGCAUCUACUGGUCAGCUGUUUAAUUGUAUACUGGUCAUAGUAACAUUGACACGAGGGCCCUUUUUAACCUUUUUUUUUUACAGUAUUGCAUGUGGUUUGUAAAUGCAUGUUAUAUUUAAAAGUAAAUAUCUAAUAAAACCCUGCAAAGAAGUUUGUUGCAAAGAUUUACCCCAAUAUUUAAUUCUAAAAUACCUAAAUUGAUAUAUAAUGAGUAAAUAUUAAUAAGAGAUCUACAAGUAUCCAAAGGAGGCUCGCUGUCGUAAGGAUGCACCUUUUAGUUAAUUUAGACCCUGAGUAUUGUUAAGUCUACUUGUUUCAAACCCUUUUAUUAUUGUGUGCUUGAUUGUUUGGUUUUAUAGAUUCCCCGCAGGCGAUGCACAUUUCUGCUCUGUCCUCAGUGUGCUCUCUUUCCCUUCAAUGCCUCUUCUCAAAAGCCUCUUUCACCCUUUCUACCUUGAAGUGCUGUGUGUUAGACCCCACUCUGCUAUACUAUAAGGUUUGUUAGAGACCUGCAGGUCAUAGCUGAGGGACUGAUUUUAAAAUGAAGAUUUAAAAAAAGAUUGCUGCUUAUUGAUUUGUCAUGGCUUAAAAUGGUUGUAAUGACAUGUACUGCUAACAGAUGCACUUCAUAUAUUCAUGCCAAAUCCAGGCCAAGUACUGUAAAACUGAUACAGCAAUGUGUCUGUUACUCCCAGCGGACCUGAGUCACAGUGGACACCGAUAUUACCCAGAUUAAUAUAUUUCCACUGUUCUGUUGAUCCUGUGUAAAGACUGAGUUGGUAUGUAAUUAAAACCCAUCACUGAA
This is a messenger RNA of Perca flavescens (yellow perch), 4471 nucleotides long. Its product is annotated as calcium-independent phospholipase A2-gamma. Gene Ontology annotation, cellular component: membrane. Gene Ontology annotation, biological process: arachidonate metabolic process. The record is from RefSeq and is a predicted model, not a curated record. NCBI's taxonomy places the organism in Eukaryota, Metazoa, Chordata, Actinopteri, Perciformes, Percidae. The transcript has 10 exons. Bases 216 to 2759 code for a protein of 847 amino acids.